UCCGGCAAGACCGCAGGGUAACUGACAAUUGACAAGUGAACUGAAUAAUGAAUACUGAUAGUUGUGGUUGUCUUAAUUCAGAGGAAUUAGAAUAUUGAAUUAAUGAAUGGUUUUUUAAGUGUUAUCGUUGAUAAGAUUUACGAUUUCACGUUUUAAGACCUAUUAUAGUUUAUGAUUUAUAAUAAUAAUGAAUAAUAAUGUACUUAAGUCAACAAUGGGAUCGUGUGUCGACAUUACGGAUUUUAAAUGUACAUCAUUUUGCAAUCUCCGUGUUUUCAAUGAAGGACAGCAGUUUAAUGGAUCUACCAGUUUGGUUGUUAGUUCGAAUCGCUACGGAAUUACAUUUGUCGCAUAUCCAAACCAUCUAUGCUUAAUUUUUAUGAAUGAUGUGCGGCAACUAGUUGGAGAUUUUGGAAUUGAAAAAAAUACACUUUCAAACUUUUUAAGGCGAGAAAUUGAGUUAAAUCACGUUCCAAAUUUUUUGGAUCUCAGUUGUGAUGAAGAUUACUUGGCGGUUGCUGGAACUAUUAAUUUCAAACCUUUGAUUCAAAUCUAUCAUAUUGAAACUUUGAUAUCACAAAGUCAGGUAACCCCAUUGGUAUGUAUUGAUAUUGAGUCUACUCAGUAUUCACACGUUGUCGAUAUGUUGUGGAAUCCUGGUGUACAGAACUCGUUGGCAUGCUGUUUAUCUGAUGGAUCGUUACACGUAAUCGAGUUAAAAACUGACCAAAGUUACAGUAUUGUAAACUUACCUCCACAGUCGAAUACUCUGUGUUUGAGUUGGAGCCCUAAAGGAAAACAAAUUAUAAUUGGCAGUUUAAAUGGUUCAUUAACACAAUAUAAACCUGAGCUUAAAGCUGUAAAACAAUAUUCACCACCUUCUGAUAUUGCUGCUAGUGUGAAACCAAUUAAAGUAAAAUGGAUAUCAAAUUUUCAGUUUGCUGUAGUUUAUGAUUUAAAAGACAAUUCAGAUGAUCAGCCAAGUCUUUAUAUUGUUAACACUCCGAAAAAUGCCCCUGUAGAAUUCAUCAACUUUGAACAAUUUGUUAUCAUGAAUUCAGAGCAGUAUAGAAUUAAUCAAUACUAUACAAUUUUUCAACAGAAUUGGAAUUUACUUUUUGUGGCAUCUUCAAAUUGUACUGAGAUUGGCGUUAUGGGAACGAAUAAUGAUGGGCACUGGCAAUGUUGGACGUUGGAAAUGCGACCAGAGUUGCCUUAUAGACUUGAUAAACAAAUGUAUCCGUUAGGAAUUUCCUUAGAUCUUUCUUCACAAACACGAAUAAAACAAAUAUCAAAAUCCAACGAAGAAACGUUUCUCAAUCCAAUGCCAGUAUUGUGUGUACUAUCAAGCGACGGUGUGCUAUUUAUGUAUCAUAUUGAAAAUCAAUUACCGAAUUACCAAAAUAUAUGUAAGGCCGCCAUGGAAAUACCAGAUAAUGUAGUGUCACAAUUAUUUUUGACUACUUCUAAUGCAAAAGUAAUCCAGAAUAAUGAUCAAGAAAUUAACAAAGUUGAAGUAACUGUGAAAAAAGAAUUACAAAAUGAUAAUGAGUCAGCAAAUAAAGUGGGUGAUCACAACGAAUCAAUUCUUGCUACCUAUUUAGAAACAUCUACGUCUUCUCAACUCGAUCAAAUUGAUAUAAUUAGUUCUGUUAAAACAUCAGCUAUAAACUCUCACGUGGCUGUUACCUCUUCUGCUACAAUUGCGCCUUCACAAACUAUUAAAAAUCAAUCUAUUCCAACUGACAACAAUGAAUCUCCAGAUUGUAUUAGUAUUAAUGCUAGUACCAAUGAAAUUUUGUUAAAAGAAGUUAUGGAAGAUGUCGGGUUAUUUCAGUGUCAAUUAGAAAAUGCAUUAAAAUUGUCAUCAAACUGUCAAAAACUUAAAAUUGGCGAUGAUAAAGACAAAGAAACUCUAGUAAAAAAAUGGACAUCGUUAGAUUUAUUUUUUAAAGAACUUAAUGAAACUAAUCGUUCUCAGUGGGCAGAAACUAAAGCUUUACAAAAAGCAGUUUUAGAUGCAACCGCUUGGGUUGAAGAUUCAAAAUCUCGUUUGUUUUUUUUAAAGAAUCCAAAGUAUAAAUGUUUGCUGAGAAAUGAUAACGAUGAACCAUUUAGCAAAAUAGUUUUUGAUAAUAUUGAGCGAACACUGUACUAUAUCGAAACACAAUUGACACACGUUGAUGAUCAAUUACAAUCCAGAUAUGACUUCUACAGUUCAAAUACCAAGGAGUUAAAAAUACCUCGUUUGGAGACUAUAUAUAAAUCGCUAGUAGUAAACACUAAUAUAGUAAACAAAUUGAAAGAAAAAAUUAAUUGUUUGUGUGAUGAUGUUGAAGAAGUAAAACAUAAAACGUAUAAAAAGUUAUCGCUUGCACCUGAUGUUGUACAGAAUACGUCAAGAUUAAACGAUUCUAGGGAUACUGGUUUGUCUAAACUAUCCGAACAAUUAUUAAAAAUUACAUUAGACAAAGAUGGUUUGUCUGCUAUUAAUUCAUAUAAUGUCGCUAAAAAAUACUCUGUAUUGUCAGCCAAUCAGCGUGCACUUUCCAACGCAAAAGUCAAUAAACUUCAAGAAUGGUUAAAAGAUUUCAAAACGAGAAGAACAAAAAAUAAAUCUAAAUAUGCUUUUUUAACAUGCUAUAAUAUGAUUGAAAAUAAGUGGCUGAUAAAGAACAAGCCCGAUUUGACAAUAAAUACAAAACCUUUAACAUUUUCAAAUACACAACAAACUAGCGUUGCUACAAUAUCAUCUCAACCGCUCAAUUCAGAAAAUAAAUGUGCUAAUAUGGUCGAUUCAUUUUCAUCUAUAAGCAAUGUUCCAAUUGUCAAAGUCAAUGCUAUUACAACUACCAUGAGCUUAAAAACUACAAACAUAUCUACUACCUCAACAAUGUUUAGUAUCUCUAAUAACGCAACUAGUACACCUUCGAUUGUAAAUACAUCUAAAAGUUCUAAUACUUUACCUAUGUUUGAUAAAAAAACAAGUACAGACAUUAAGACCACUCCAUGUAUGUCAACUGCAUCGACAGUUUUUGGCGGUUCUAUGAAUACAUCCACUGCACCUUUCAGUUUUAAUACUUCUGCUAGUGCUAAUACUUUUGCUAUGUUUGGAAAUAUAAGUAACGAACUAGGAACUACAGCGCCAGCAACUUUUUGUGCCUCUAAAAACAUGACCAGUGGAACUUCGAUUUUCAAUUCAUCUAAAACUACUAAUACUUCUUCUGCCGUCUUUGAUAAUUCGACUAGUAUAGCAUCUGGAACUACUACAAGCACAUCAACUAUUUUUGGCUUUUCUAAAAUUAAUACAACGGGUACAUCUUCAAUUUUUAACACAUCUAAAACUGCUAAUACUCCUGUAAUCUUUGGUGGUAUGACAGGUGCGUCUAACGGAACAAAUGCAAAAUCAUUCACUGCGUCAACUAUUUUCGGUUUGUCUACAAAUUCAACCAGCACGCCUUCAAUUUUCAACACAACUAAAACUUCUGUUUCUCCUGUUAUAUUUGGUAAUACAACAAGUACGAAUAAUGUAAUCUCUAUAAAUUCGGUUACUACUUCGACAAUUUUUAGUCCCGCUGCAAGUACAUCUAGCGCGCCUUUGAUUUUCAACACAAUUAAAAGUACUAGUACUCCCACAAUCUUUGGUAGUACAACGAGUGCAGUAGAUGUUGGAUCCACUACAAAUUCACUUUCUACAUCAAACAUUUUUGGUUCGCCCGCUAGUACAACGCCAAGUAGCUCUUCUAUUUUUAAUACAGCAAAAACUACAGGCACUCCAAUAAUAUUUGGUAAAGCAACGAGUACUGACGAUACUUAUACUUCAACUCAACCUCUAAUAUUUUCAAAUACUGAACAAAAUAGUGUCGUAAUUAUAUCUGAACCAUCGACACCAGAAAACGAAUGCCCUCCUGCUAUUGAUUUAACUUCUGUAAGUAGUGUACCGAUUGUUGAAAUUACAGAUACAGAAACUACUACUAGUACUACUACAUCGACAAUUUUUGGUUCUUCCAAAAAUACAUCAGUUUUUAAUACAUCCGAUGUUGUUGGCAGUACAACAAGUACAUUGUUCGGACCAACCACAAGUUUAACAACAGCAUCUACAAUUUUUGGAGGUGACUCUAAAAUCAUGUCCAAUACACCUUCAAUUUUUAAUACAUCUGUAAAUACUAGUUCAUCUUCUAUAUUCGGCAAUACAACAAGUACUGUUAACAGUUGUACUACAAGUUCACUUACCACGUCAACAAUUUUUGGUUCUUCUGUAAAUACAACCAGUGCGCCUUCGAAUUUUAACACAUCUCAGAGUACUAGUACUCUUGCAGUAUUUAGUACUUCAACAAACACAAAUUUUGAAACUGCAACAAAUUUAUCAACCACGUCAACAAUUUUUGGUACCCCUAAAAAUACUAGCGGUAUGGAAAUAAGGAAAACAUCCUCUAUUUUUGGUUCUCCUUCAACAACAACAGCAGCGGCUUCCAGUGGACUAUUUGGUUCUGUUGCUGCAGCAGCUAAUCAAUCGUCUUCAUUUGGUCAACCUACCUUGGGUUUUAGUUCACCUGAAUCAGCAUUAAACAGUAGCAGUUUAGGUUUUGGAGCGCCUCCAGUAUUUGGAAGCUCUACGUUUUCAAAUCCAUCAGGAUUUGGCCAAGCUCCUGUAUUUGGGGGAGCAGCGACAUUUGGCUCGAAUGCUUCAUCUCAGUUUAAUACAUUUGGCCAGUCUACUAAUCUACCAGAAUCCGGAACAUUCGGGUUUGGUGCUGCUACUCAACAACCAUCAACUGCAUUUGCAUCAUUGGCUGCACAAAAUAACACACCAGCAUUUGGCAAUUUACCACAAAACCAAAAUACAGGGUUUUCAUCUGUAUCUACUUUUGGUCAACAACAACCAGGUUCUAAUUUUUCAAGUCCGUCUGCGUUUGGUCAAGCGCCUGUAUUUGGUGGAGCAGCAACAUUUGGUUCAACUGCCCCAUCACAGUAUACAUUUGGCCAAACUACCAGUUUACCAGAAUCUGGAACAUUCGGUUUUGCUUCUGCCGCCCAACAGCCAUCAACUGCAUUUGCAUCAUUGGCAGCACAAAAUAAUACAUCAGCAUUCGGAAAUUUACCUCAAAACCAAAGUUCUGGUUUCGCAUCUCCAUCAUCUACUACUUUUGGUCAAUCACAACAACAACAAACAAGUCCAUUCAAACCACAAGGAGCACAUUUUGGAGGAAGCUCAUUCAGUUCUUGGCGCUAAUUAACAAGAAAAUAAAUAAAACAACUGUAAUGUACAACAAACCCGUUAUUUAUCCAUUGUAAUUAAAAAUGUAGUAUUUUAGUAUUAGAUUUAUUUUGUUGUGUUUAAAAUAUACACUGACUUAUUUAUCAAGAUUUUUGAUAUUGUUAAAUAGCUCUUAAUAUACUUAUACAUUUUUAUACUAAA
Adelges cooleyi (spruce gall adelgid) is the source of this 5419-nucleotide messenger RNA. RefSeq names its product nuclear pore complex protein Nup214 (gene Nup214). The coding region runs from base 188 to 5233 and encodes 1681 amino acids. Lineage: Eukaryota; Metazoa; Arthropoda; Insecta; Hemiptera; Adelgidae. The record is from RefSeq and is a predicted model, not a curated record. The transcript is spliced from 20 exons. Gene Ontology annotation, molecular function: protein binding.